Dioscorea cayenensis subsp. rotundata (Guinea yam) is the source of this 1458-nucleotide messenger RNA. Its product is annotated as TPR repeat-containing thioredoxin TDX. The transcript has 10 exons. Gene Ontology annotation, molecular function: Hsp70 protein binding; protein dimerization activity. Bases 97 to 1203 code for a protein of 368 amino acids. NCBI's taxonomy places the organism in Eukaryota, Viridiplantae, Streptophyta, Magnoliopsida, Dioscoreales, Dioscoreaceae. The record is from RefSeq and is a predicted model, not a curated record.
CACUUGGCAUUCAAAGAGCGUUCUUGGAUUCCCAUUCUCUCUUCUCAAUUCUUUCUCAAAUAGAGUCAGAGUGGAUCAAAGAGAAGCAGGGCAACCAUGGAUUCCGCUAGGGUUGCGGAACUCCAGCAAUUGAUCUUCCUCUGCAAGUCCAACCCUGCUCUUCUUCACGACUCUUCUCUUGCCUUCUUCAAGGACUACUUGCAGGGCCUUGGCGGGCAUGUUCCGGAGAAGCCAGGAUUGGCUGAUCAUGAUGAGGAUGAAAUCAUUGAGUCAGAUCUGGAGUUGGAUGGUGAGAUUAUAGACCCUGAUGACGAUCCACCACAAAAGAUGGGAGAUCCAUCUGUUGAAAUUUCUGAAGAGAGGUGUGAUGCUGCUCAAUUGCUCAAAUCAAAAGCUAUGCAAGCAGUAGCUGAAAAUAAUUUGGAAGAAGCCAUUGACUAUCUAACGGAAGCUAUCUUGCUAUAUCCAAGUUCAGCUAUAUUAUAUGCUGCCAGAGCUAGAGUUUUUGUGAAAAUGAGGAAAGGAAGUGCGGCUAUUCGAGAUGCAGAUACUGCUUUAAAGAUAAAUCCCAAUUCAGCAGCAGGAUACAAGUCUCGAGGCAUGGCAUGGUCACUGAUGGCCCAGUGGGAAGCUGCUGCUAGUGACCUGCGCUUAGCAUCAAAAUUGGAUUAUGAUGAGGAAAUCUAUUCAAUUCUCAAGAAGGCUGAGUCUAAUGUCCGAAGAAUUGAAGAACAUCGAAGAAAAUAUGACCGGCUUAGAAAAGAGAAAGAGGCAAGGAGAAUUCAACAUGAAAAGCAUCAUCAGUCUGAAAAAUCAAGGCAGGAUCCUCAAGUUGAAGACCCCGACUCUCUGGCUGUCUUGAGAGAUGGUGAAGUGAUUAGCACUCACUCUUCUGAUGAACUGGAAAAGAAAUUGAAGGCUGCUCAAAAUUUGUCUAGAGUUGUGGUUCUAUACUUCACUGCAACAUGGUGCGGACCCUGCCGGACCAUGGGUCCAGUUUACACGAGCCUGGCGGAGAAGUAUCCCAAAGUCGUAUUCCUGAAAGCUGACAUUGAUGAACUCAAUGACAUUGCUCAUCGCUUGAACGUGAGCGGUGUACCGACAUUUUUCUUAGUGAAGGACGGGAAGGAGGUUGACAAAGUCGUGGGAGUGACUCGAAUUGGGCUUGAGACAAUGAUUAAGCGACAUACAGGACAGCUUUGAAAGAUCCUGGAAAGACAGCUAAAUUUUUUAUGGUUCUGCAGGAUAGCGUCUUCGUUGUAAUCAAAUCUGAACGAGCGAGCAGCCACGGCCAAGUUUUUGUGAAUUGGCAUUUCAGAUCCAGCCCUUGGCAUGACUGUUUGCUUUGCUUUUAAUGUGUAUGUUGGAUCUUUUAUGCAUGACAGCUUUAAUUUAGUAUGGUAGUAGUGUACAGUGUAGUUUUAUAUUCUUGUCAAAUGAGUACUUUUGCCUUCGGAA